UUCGAUCUGCGCACGUGAACGUAUAAGUCAGUCGGUAAAAUGGCGUCGGUAGCCAUUUCCACGGCUCUGAAGAAAAUAACAGCAUUAAGGGUUGUUGAUCUGAAAUCUGAGCUCAAACGACGGAAUUUGGACACUACGGGUGUUAAGAGUGUCCUUCUCGCCAGACUGAAGCAGGCUCUUGAGAGUGAAGAUGCAGACUUCAGCAGUGUUGAAAGACAACCUCCAGUAGGCACAUCUACUCGUAAAAGUGGAAAAGGCAAAGGUAGUAAAAUUGAUUUGGACCUGGAGACUACCAUGGAAGAUGAUGUGCCUUCCAAGGAAACAGAGGAGAAUGAGUCAGAGAAAGAUGUAACAGAUACAGAUGAUCAUACACGUGAAAAUUGUAAGCCUGCGCUCACCGAGGACAACCUCGCUCAGCCUGAGCCUGAGGGUGAGACCACUGCUGAACCUGAGGUUGAACCGGAGACAGAAGCCACGAUCGGCAAGGCCGAUUCAGACCCUGAGGUGCGGGAUGCUGACACGGAUGUCGAGCCAGAGGUGGACGCGGAUGCCAAGCAAGAGGCUGAGGCCGAUGCCGAGUGGCACGUUAACGAUGAGGCAGAGGCUGAGCCACAGGUCGACGACGAGGCAGAGGCUGAGCCGCAGGGUGACGACGAGGCAGAGGCCGAGCUGCAGUGCGAGGACGAGCCAGAGGCUGAGCCGCAUGGCGAUGGUGAAGCCGAGCCAGAGGCUGAGCCGCAUGGCGAUGGGGAAGCCAAGCCAGAGGCUGAGCCGCAUGGCGAUGGGGAAGCCGAGCCUGAGGCGGACAGGGAGGCUGAACCCGAAUUGGAAUCCGAAGAAGAGAUGGCUACUGAAGCCAUGGAUUCCUUGCAAGAAGCCGAGGACGAUCACCUAUCUGUGUCGAUGCAAAAUGAAGAUGCCAUCACCUUAGAUGUUGAUGGCGAUGAUCUUCUGGACACAGGUAAACAUGUAAAACUUCCAGAUUCAGAGGCCGACAAGGGCAGCGAUGAGCCUGAGGCCUCUGCCGAGAUGAAUACAGAUGAUGACAUGAAGAUGGAAGAUAAAGAUGGUAAGCAAGAUGAUGGAGCCUGGGGCGAAGCCUCGAAGGACAGCCGAGAGGUCACAAAGAAAGCUGAAGCCGGAGAUAAAGAAAAAGAUUCUGGGAAGAAAGGCCCCUCAUCUACUGGGGUAUCUGGUCAAGCAAAGAGCUCUUCCCGAGACAGAGAUGGAAAAGCUGCAAAAGAUGAUAAGGCAGUUGUUGGCAGCAGCAGCAGCAUUAGCUCUUCUCAUAACGUUUGGGUGAGUGGCCUGUCCUUCAACACCAAAGCAGCGGAUCUGAAGAACCUUUUUGGCAAAUAUGGCAAGGUUUUAAGUGCCAAAGUCCUAACAAACGCGCGCAGCCCUGGCUCAAAGUGUUAUGGUCUGGUGACCAUGUCUUCCAAUACAGAGGUGACACGUUGCAUCUCUCAGCUGGACUGCUCAGAGCUUGAUGGACAAGAAAUAUAUGUUGAAUGCGCCAAAAAUUAUCCUUUCAAAAAAGAAUCCUCAAAGACUGAAUUGGAUGAAAAAGCAAGUACUGGCAAGUCAAGUGAAAAAAGAAGUUCCACAGGGACGAAGUUGUCUAACAAAUCACAACCUUACCAAAAAGAUGACAAAUCUGGAGAAAAGGAAAAAGAUUUAUCCAAGGACAACAAAAGUGGCAAAUGUGAUUCUGGGUCAAAGAGUCCAGGCAGUAAUGUGGAGGGAGAUGAAACCAAAGGAAAGUUGACUUUUUUCAAAACCAGACCUUUUAGGAAAACAAGAUAUUUUGAGAAGCCUUUUGUUCCGAUGCCCAUGCAAAGACGUCCCAAAUGGCUGAUACCCCCUGAAGAGCUGGAGAUGAUUAAAAACAAACAGCGGUUUGUCAGUAAGGAGGACGGCUUUGUUCCUUUUGCGAAGAUAAAGGAGCAGAGCAUGCGUGAACGGAUGGAGCGCACUCGCAGGCACCGUGAAAUGGUGGAACAGGCGCGCCGGGAGCGGGAGUGCGAAGAGCGUGAGAACCUCUUCCGUGAACGGCAGAGACUGGAGAUGGAAAGGCAAAAGCUGGAGAGGGAGCGCUUUGUGAGGGAGAAGCUUGAAAGGGAGAGAAUCCGAAUAGAGCAAGAGCGGCGAAAAGAGGCAGAACACAUAGCAAGGCAACAAGAGCUCAGACGACAGCAGGAGCACCUCCGUUAUGAGCAGGAAAGGAGAAACCUGAAGAGAGGCCGUGAUGUGGAACAUGGUCGGAGAGACAACACAUAUUGGAACGGCAACAAGAAGAUUCCGGCCGAUGCAGCUGAUACUCGUCUAAACCAAGGCGGCAACUUCAACCGGCCACAGAACCGCUUCUCCAACUUCAACACCCGCCCGAGGAGCCGCUUCCCACAGGCCACUGACGAGCAGACCAACACGUUUGACAGACGCAACCGGUUCACCGGAGAGCCCGAAGCAAAGAAGAGUCGCAUCUCUCCUCCACGGGAGGGCGCCAGCUUCGAGCGGUACCCCAAGAACUUUGAAGCCGUGCGCCGGGCUGAGCCGCUACCUUCCCGCACCGACCUCCGUGACACUGACCGCAGGGAUCGAGACGAAAGGCGGCCCAUCCAGAUCCACGAUCGUCCGAUGGGAGCCAGGAUAUCCGGCAUGUCCGGCCCCCGCCCCCCCAGGGACGGAGGCCACGGAUGGAAGAACAACACCGACAUGAAUGCCAACAAGGGCGAGCUACGUGCACCCAUGCGAAUUCGUACGGAGCGAUCGGGCCGAGACGGGCCUGGUUCUGCACUCAGAGGAGGUUCUUCAGCCAGCCGAGGAAGAGGCUCCUUUAGUGAUCAGGACGGAGGAAGACCCAUGGUGAUGAAUAACCAGCCUUUCAGCUCGGGCCGCCGGGUGGUGGUGCAGCGUCACAGCAGGGAGCAAGGCAUGAGGAAGGAAUGGCAGGGUGGCUCGGCUUCUCAAGGCGGCGGCAGCGGAGGAGGAGGCUUCUCCGAAAACCGCAGGAUGAGCAACAGUCGUGGCAGCAUGAUGUCGCCGCCGUCUGGUCAUUCAUCUGGAAUGAGCCGCAUCGUCCAAAUCACUAGCAGCUCCGUUUCCAGCGGCGGCAACACGGGCAGCUUUAAGCCUUUCAAAGGAACGCGGCAGUUCUAAAUGUCCACCACGUCGAACCAAUAAAAACUGGGGACCCUCUGAUGUUUUAUUUUUUGCAAUAAGUCUUUUAGGUGGUGCAACCACAUUGGCCGGGUAAAUCAUUUUUAUUUUGUAUAAAAGUAUGCAUCGUAGGGUUUUUCUGACAAUUCCGCUUUGUGCACACGUUGAAUUGUACUUAGAUUGUCUUUGUAACAUGUCAAUAUUUGUCUCUAGUUGUCAUUUAUUUUCACAUAUUCUUACUCUUAUCAAAUCAAUUCAUGUCCUCCCCCACUUUUAAAAUAUUUCCAUCAUGUAGCACAAAAACAUUUGUUUGCUGUUACAUCCGGUUAGUAUGUUUUGUAAAUUUCUAGAAUUAUAGGUUUAUAAUUCAGGAAUUAUGACAAGAUGUAAUUUAGACCAUUUCAUAACUGUCAAUUAAUGCACAUGUGAGUGAAAUAAAAGACGAAUUGACCACCUGA
Messenger RNA from Hippocampus comes (tiger tail seahorse), 3617 nucleotides. RefSeq names its product SAFB-like, transcription modulator (gene sltm). Gene Ontology annotation, molecular function: sequence-specific DNA binding; RNA binding. The transcript is spliced from 20 exons. Gene Ontology annotation, biological process: regulation of transcription by RNA polymerase II; regulation of mRNA processing. The record is from RefSeq and is a predicted model, not a curated record. Gene Ontology annotation, cellular component: nucleus. Bases 40 to 3159 code for a protein of 1039 amino acids. Lineage: Eukaryota; Metazoa; Chordata; Actinopteri; Syngnathiformes; Syngnathidae.